AUGGAAAAUUCUAUGAGCAGUGACUCUGCCGGGAUGAUGACGACAAAGAGUUGUCAAAGAGGCCACUGGCGGCCGGCGGAAGAUGAUCGUCUCCGGCAACUCGUCAAAGACUUUGGUCCCAAGAAUUGGAAUUUCAUUGCUCAGCAUCUUCAAGGAAGAUCAGGGAAAAGUUGCAGAUUAAGAUGGUAUAACCAACUUGAUCCGAACAUCAACAAAAGGCCAUUUACAGAGAAAGAAGAAGAAACCCUUCUGAAAGCUCACCGGAUUCAAGGCAACAGAUGGGCUUCCAUUGCAAGGCUUUUUCCUGGAAGAACUGAUAAUGCUGUGAAGAAUCAUUACCAUGUUGUUAUGGCGAGAAGAAAGAGAGAAAAAUUCUCUUGUUAUGGAAAGAGAAGUUGCCAUUUUAAUCCUCCUUCUUCCAACACCACCACCACCAUUACUGCUACUCCUAAUUCUUCUGUUCAAACCUAUUUAAGUAAUUUCAGACCUUUUGAUCCCCAAUCCAAACAUGAUAUUCACUUAUUUAAUUCCAACAAAAACAACUUUAUCAGCUCUAAUUUUCUAUAUUCAUCACCCGCCACAACUUCUAACGAUUCUCCUACUUCUAAUUGGACUCAUAGUGGAUCAACAGUCACCUGUAGUGCUCAUCAUAAUAAUUCACUCAUCGGUUUUGAUGUUCUUCGUGGGUCCAUGACAACUCCUUCAUCAUCGUCUCAUCAUCAUCAUUAUCAUCAUCAUCAGAAAUUAGUACAUGGGUCAGAUCGAAUCUUACCUUUCAGUAACUACCCAAGUUUGUUUGCAACAAAGCCUGCUGUUGCUCCUCCUCAUCAUCAUCAUCGUUUUUUUAGUAAUCGUGUUGAAAGUGAAGAAAUUUGGAGGAGGAAACAGCAUUUGCAGACAGUUGGUGAACAAGAUGAUUGCCGGGAAGACGAUGAAUCGAACAAGGUGAACAAAGAUGUUGAUUUCAUAGACUUUCUUGGUGUUGGAAUCUCUUGA
Molecule: messenger RNA, 996 nt
Organism: Carica papaya (papaya)
Lineage: Eukaryota; Viridiplantae; Streptophyta; Magnoliopsida; Brassicales; Caricaceae
Gene: MYB69
Product: myb domain protein 69
Biological process (GO): regulation of DNA-templated transcription
Cellular component (GO): nucleus
Molecular function (GO): RNA polymerase II cis-regulatory region sequence-specific DNA binding; DNA-binding transcription factor activity, RNA polymerase II-specific
Source: RefSeq, a predicted model, not a curated record